AUGAGCUUCUACCCCAACCAAACCACAUCCGUGAUCAUUCCGGCCGAUUUGGAACCUAUCCACACAGGUCGACUGUACCUACGACUGCUGACAGUGGCUGACGCCGCGGCCAUCUUUGAGAUCCGACGACGACAAGAUGUGGCAGAUUGGCUCUGGCCCAGAGUCCCCCACAAAGACAUAUCAGAGUCCGAGGCCAUCAUUGCUAACAAGACAUUCACAACACCAGACGCGUCAGGUACUGUUGGGCGGAAAUUCUUCUUUGCUAUUAUCCGCUCCGAUGAUCCAUCGCAGAGGGUUAUUGGAGCAGCGGGGAUCAAUGCUCUUAGCCCAGCCCCAUCAGUUGGGUACAAUAUACAUCCUGACUUCUGGGGCAAGAGCUAUGCCACCGAGGCAGUUGCUGGUAUCAUAGAUGCAUGGUGGAAGCUGGACAGAAUGGGGUUCGAGGGGACUGUACCAGAUCUCAAAAAAGAGAAGCUGUUCGCGGCGUGCAAUAAAGCUAAUAUUGGUAGCGUGAAAGUGCUGCAGAGGACUGGGUUUAGUAUCUACCACGAGCAGUCGAUCGAGGAAAUGGUCAUGGAAUAUGGCACCGACCCCUCAAGAGAUUUGAGAGAAAUGCGCAAUAUGGAGCCCUUGCGAGAACUUGUCCUUAGUGAUAUGGCACCGUCAACUUUUUACACCCUUAAGCCUACUCUCCGGAAUCGGAGAGGGCCAAAUGUCAACCAUGCCAAAUUGGUUAUCCAAGGAAAGGCGACCAAGCUAAGACGAGAAAUCUCUCUGAGAUCUCAUAUCGAGGAAGUCUCUGAAGCCAUGAAGUGUAUUUCUUUGAAGAAAGAUGACGUGGAAGAUGACGAGGUACUAUCACGACAUGUCAGUGGCCUGUGGAGGAGAAAGCACUCUCGGCCCCCAGAUAUGUGA
Penicillium robsamsonii is the source of this 915-nucleotide messenger RNA. Its product is annotated as GNAT family N-acetyltransferase. The record is from RefSeq and is a predicted model, not a curated record. Gene Ontology annotation, molecular function: acyltransferase activity, transferring groups other than amino-acyl groups. Bases 1 to 915 code for a protein of 304 amino acids. NCBI's taxonomy places the organism in Eukaryota, Fungi, Ascomycota, Eurotiomycetes, Eurotiales, Aspergillaceae. The transcript is spliced from 5 exons.